This is a messenger RNA of Penicillium macrosclerotiorum, 1221 nucleotides long. RefSeq names its product cobalamin-independent methionine synthase II family protein. Gene Ontology annotation, molecular function: 5-methyltetrahydropteroyltriglutamate-homocysteine S-methyltransferase activity; zinc ion binding. NCBI's taxonomy places the organism in Eukaryota, Fungi, Ascomycota, Eurotiomycetes, Eurotiales, Aspergillaceae. The transcript is spliced from 2 exons. The record is from RefSeq and is a predicted model, not a curated record. The annotation marks the transcript as partial.
AUGGCCAGCCAGCUUCAGAGCGCACCGCCCUUCCGGGCCGAGCAUAUGGGCUCAUUGCUGCGUCCCGAUAACUUGCUCGAGGUUCGUGCUAAGAUCCGUGAUACUGGUAUCACGGAGGAGUCGGCGGGCUUGCCUGCCGUUGAAAAGGAAGCAGUGAAAGAUGUUGUCCAGCUCCAGCGGGAUCUUGGUAUUAAGGCUGUUUCGUCCGGCGAGUACAACCGUACUCGCUUCUGGGGCUUGAUGUGGGAUGAGUUUGAGGGAUCCCUCCCUCUGCAGGAUGCUGAUGCUUCAAUGUUCCGACUCUACCACCCUGAUGUCGUCAGUCUCAUUGAGAAGGACCGCAAGGUCAUGCCCGGCGACUCAGUCAUUGCUGGCUCCAAGCUCUCCUGGAACCCCGAGAAGUCCCUCUCCAACCUGCACGAGCUCAAGCUGGUUCAGGCCUCUCUUCCCGAGAGCGAGUGGGGAAACAUCAAGCUUACCAUGAUCACCCCGGCCUGGUUCCACAUGCGGUACAAGCAGGGCAAGGCAUACACGCCGGAAGCAUACGCCAAUGAUGCCGAGUAUUUCCAGGGAGUUGCUGAGGUUUACCAGGCCGAGCUGGAUGCUCUGUACAAGGCUGGAUUGCGCAAUGUGCAGUUCGACGACCCGGGUAUGGCGUACUUCUGCUCGAAGGCCUUCCGCCAGGGCUGGGAAGAGGACAAGGACAACAUCGGCACCGUUGACGAUCUGUUCGAUGCCUAUAUCCAGCUGUACAACGACUGUCUCAGCAAGAUCCCCGCAGACAUGCACACUGGCAUCCACCUGUGCCGCGGCAACUUCAUUGGCGGCCGCCACUUCGCUGAGGGCUCGUACGACAUCAUUGCGAAGAAGCUGUUCGAGAACCUCAACGUCAACACGUUCUACCUUGAAUACGACACCGAGCGCGCCGGCGGCUUCGAGCCGCUCAAGUACUUGCCCAAGAACAAGAAUGUUGUCGUUGGUGUCAUCAGCACCAAGCUCCGCGAGCUGGAGGACAAGGAGGCCAUGAAGGAGCGAAUUUACAAGGCCGCCGACUUUGUUGCCGCCGGCAGCGGGGAGACUCGGGAAGAGGCUCUCAAGCGUAUCUGCGUCAGCCCGCAGUGCGGAUUCAGCACCCACGAAAGCGGCUACCCUCUGAGCUUGGAGGAUGAGAAGGCGAAGCUUGGACUGGUGCGGCAAAUCGCCGAUGAGAUCUGGGGCGAG